Carassius carassius (crucian carp) is the source of this 3248-nucleotide messenger RNA. It is a transcript of the gene galnt7, whose product is annotated as UDP-N-acetyl-alpha-D-galactosamine: polypeptide N-acetylgalactosaminyltransferase 7. Gene Ontology annotation, cellular component: Golgi apparatus. The coding region runs from base 461 to 2422 and encodes 653 amino acids. The record is from RefSeq and is a predicted model, not a curated record. Lineage: Eukaryota; Metazoa; Chordata; Actinopteri; Cypriniformes; Cyprinidae. The transcript has 12 exons.
AUGCGUGCGUGGCACAAAGUCUUUUGCGAUAGUUGUGCCUUAAUGUGCCUGUAGACGCAAAUCCAGCGACAUUUGUGGAAGUCUCCAUUACACGUCACAACCCCGCACAUCUGGAUGUGACCGUCUCGACGGGCCUUUUAUUUCCUAUCAAUCAAUCACGCAUGUCCGUGUGUGUUCAUUCACACAUCCGUGUGUUCAGAUCUCAUGGCUGUGUGGCGCGCGCACGCACUCGCACACCUGAUUGCUUUUUCUGUAUCACUGUAUUUUCGUGACUCAGUCAAUCAUAAAGAGGACAGUGGGAGUUUAAUUGAAUAAAGGAACGAGGAGAGAGAGAGAGAGAGAAAGAAACAGAGAGGGAGGGACUCGAUGUGGCCAUACAGGCUGCGGAGUGUUUGUUUAUUUAUUUGUGCUGGCUUCCCUUUUUCUUACUUUCUUAUUAUUUGUCAACUAAUUUUCCAAAAUGAGGUUAAAAGUUGGAUUCAUCCUUCGAAGUCUACUGGUCAUCGGCACGUUUUUGGGGCUGGUUUUGCUUUGGUCUUCGCUGACACCGAGAGGAGUCGACGAUAACCCGUUUGAUGGCGUACUGGCAGGACGAGAUGCAGGUAAACUCUUGCAGCCCAACCUUCCCAACAAUGACAUGGCUGACCAGUUCAAGCCGGUUGUUCCUUGGCCCCACGUUGAAGGAGUUGAGGUCGAUUUGGAGUCUAUCCGCCAGAAAAAUGGUGACAAGCCAAACCCUGCAUUCAAAGCCCAAAACCAGCAGAAUGACAUCCAGAAGCAAUAUAUCACCUUCAAGCCUCACACCAAUGUGUAUAGUGAACCUGUGUUGAAGAAAGGAAUUCUGGGCAACUUUGAGCCUAAGGAACCUGAGCCUCAGGGGGUCCAGGGCGGACCAGGCGAGGGCAGCAAAGCAUUCGUACUGGGAGCGGAGUACAAAGAUUCUGUUCAGGCCAGCAUCAAGGAAUUCGGUUUUAAUAUGGUAGCCAGCGACAUGAUUUCUCUGGAUCGAACCAUUGGCGACUUGCGACACGAAGAGUGUAAAUACUGGCACUAUGAUGAAAACCUCCUCACGUCCAGUGUGAUCAUUGUCUUCCAUAAUGAGGGCUGGUCCACCUUGAUGAGGACGGUGCACAGCGUCAUCAAAAGAACCCCAAGGAAAUACCUGGCUGAGAUUGUCAUGAUAGAUGACUUUAGUAACAAAGUUCAUCUUAAAGAGAGGCUGGAGGACUACAUAAAAAAAUGGAAUGGUUUGGUCAAACUGUUCCGCAAUGAGAAGAGAGAGGGUCUGAUCCAGGCCAGGAGCAUAGGAGCCCACAAAGCCACUCUGGGACAGGUGCUGAUCUACCUCGAUGCUCAUUGUGAAGUUGGGGUGAACUGGUACGCCCCACUUGUGGCCCCCAUUUCAAAAGAUCGAACGGUCUGCACAGUACCGUUGAUAGAUUACAUAGACGGCAAUGAUUAUACCAUAGAGCCACAGCAGGGAGGGGAUGAGGACGGUCUGGCGCGAGGCGCCUGGGACUGGAGCCUCCUGUGGAAAAGAGUCCCUCUCAGCAGCAGGGAGAAGGCUAAGAGAAAGCAUAAGACAGAGCCUUAUCGGUCUCCUGCGAUGGCUGGAGGACUCUUCGCAAUCGAGAGAGAUUUCUUCUUCGAGCUGGGCCUCUAUGAUCCAGGCCUUCAGAUCUGGGGAGGAGAAAACUUUGAGAUAUCCUACAAGAUAUGGCAGUGUGGUGGGCAGCUUCUGUUCGUGCCAUGCUCCCGGGUGGGGCACAUCUACCGUCUGCAGGGCUGGCAGGGAAACCCACCUCCAGCUCAUGUAGGCUCGUCCCCCACACUUAAGAACUAUGUGCGAGUGGUGGAGGUGUGGUGGGAUGAGUAUAAAGACUAUUUCUACGCAAGUCGACCGGAAACACUGACGCUGGCUUACGGAGACAUCAGCAGCUUGAAAAAGUUCAGAGAGGAACAUCGCUGCAAGAGCUUCAAGUGGUUCAUGGAAGAGAUUGCCUAUGACAUCCCUCUACAUUACCCACUGCCUCCAAAGAAUGUGGAAUGGGGAGAGAUCCGUGGGUUUGAGACCAGCUACUGCAUCGACAGCAUGGGCCACACCAAUGGUGGCAAUGUCGAAAUUGGGCCUUGUCAUAGAAUGGGUGGAAAUCAGCUCUUUAGAAUUAAUGACGCAAACCAGCUCAUGCAGUAUGACCAGUGCCUGACAAAGGGGGGAGACGGAACUGCUGUCAUGAUAACACACUGCAACUUAAAUGAGCACACAGAGUGGAGAUAUUUUAAGGAUCUACAUCGAUUCACACAUAUACCUACAGGGAAAUGCUUGGAUCGCUCUGAUGUCUUGCACAAAGUUUAUAUAACUGACUGUGACAACAGCAAGAGCUCACAGAAAUGGGAGAUGAACAACAUUGUGGCAGUUUGAGAGCCAGGCUCAAAUGUGCUUCAAGGAUAAACACGUACUACAGCAACAGGUUUUACCAGUAUACAUGUGACUAAUUAUAUUUUAGUCAUCACCCGAAGAACUCUGAUCAUAAAGAAACUUUUUUUUUCUCUCCAUUGAAGACAAUGUUUACAUCGGUUCAUUCCCAUUGUCCAUCACAUGGGUUUUUCUUGUGAAUCUGUGGGUUGGAGGGGUCUACCUAACAGAAUGUUUUUCCCUUCCACAGAAUGUGCACAAUGUGUGCUGAGAUGAAUUAUGUAAUACCACUUUUGUUGCUGCUCCAUUAUAAAAUGUAGGUUGUCCAUCAAGUAAUAGGAUGCAUAUAUUUUUUUUUAACACUGGACUUUCAUCAUGUUUGAGGUGACAACCUGCCCCUUGAACUAUUUUCGUCUUUGGCACAAUGGCACUUUUUUUUUGCCAUAUACUAUGGGUAAAGAAUGGGACUGGAGAGAAAGGGGAAAUGGGGAUAUAGGGUUGACAAUGAUAAAAAAAAAGAAAUCAAAUUUAUUUUUGUCUACUGCAUUAAGUUUGCUUGGAUGGGGGAAUAGAUGUUUAUUUGUAUGUGAAAAUCAACGUUUGAUUAUAAUACUCUUCAUGGCCGAAAAUCAUCUAGAGCAAGUGGAGCAAAGAUAUGCAUUAAGGGCAAGAAUGAUUGCAAUGUGUAAAUUUGUGUUUGUUUUCUACAAUGUAAAUAUGAUUAUUUCUAAAUUAACAUUUUGAGAUCUGGUGAGCUUCCCAAUGAAGGUGUAAAUACCUAACUUAUAAUGGUUGUUUUCUCAAGAAAAUAAAUGGAACAUUUUUACAAGUC